Molecule: messenger RNA, 610 nt
Organism: Coffea eugenioides
Lineage: Eukaryota; Viridiplantae; Streptophyta; Magnoliopsida; Gentianales; Rubiaceae
Product: probable ADP-ribosylation factor GTPase-activating protein AGD14
Exons: 3
Molecular function (GO): GTPase activator activity
Source: RefSeq, a predicted model, not a curated record
UCUGCGGCCAAUGAUUCUACAAAGACUUGGGAGAAUAUCUCAAUUAAUUGAAAUGUAAAGGGUUAUAAGCAUAAUUUCCCUUCAAUCAUUAGUUCCACAACAAGGCCACAAUUUUGAAUUGAAAUCCAUAAGGAAGAGAAAGGAGAGAGAAAGCGAAAGAGAGGGUAUGGAUAGCUGUUUUCAUUUUUCUUGGGAUAUUCUACCCACGUAAAUCUAAAACCCUAAAUUAUUCGCUCUCUCUUCCUCUCGGAUCAAAUAUGUUCCUGUAAACAGUUACUUCUUUGAAGCUGGAACCAUCUACUUGAGGGAGAAAAUGAGCAGCAGAAAGGAAGAAGAGCGAAAUGAGAAGAUAAUAAGAGGCCUCAUGAAGCUCCCACCCAAUCGCCGAUGUAUUAACUGCAACAGCUUGGGUCCUCAAUAUGUCUGUACAAAUUUCUGGACAUUUGUCUGCAUGACUUGCAGUGGAAUACACCGUGAGUUUACUCACCGUGUGAAGUCUGUAUCGAUGGCUAAGUUCACUUUCCAAGAAGUGGAAGCUCUUCAAAAUGGUGGUAAUCAGGUAAAUAUUGUUUGUUAUUCGUUUAUUAACUGCUUGUUCUCAUACUUUGUA